AAACUGGACAUGACAGGCUCCCCUCGCUCGCAGAGCUACUGUACUAUAGAAGAAGUGGCACUACUUUACAGUUUACAGGGCCUUCGAAUCCGUGCUCAUCCUUCAAAGCCAAGAACUCAAAGACGAAGAGAAACCAUGCUGCUAGCCAUACUCUCUAGCGCUCUCAUAAUAUACGCAGUAUACAUAACGGUACGGAUGCUUCUCCCAUCGUCUCCGCCGCGAACGGAGGCACCCGCCGGAACGAUGGCGGAGCAUAGGAAGAGGGGAGAAGAUUGGGAGAAGAAAGCCGAGGGGAGCCUGAGCCACUGGGCCCUGUACAAUUUCUUCACCCUGGGCCCCUUCAGCUCCAAGUACGAAGUCGCGGCUGGUCUGUUCUAUAAAGCUGCCAUUGCCUUCAAACUUGCCAAAUCAUGGGACCAAGCGGGAUCAGCGUACAUGAAGUUAGCAAACUGUCGUCUAAAGAUGGAUAUGAAAUAUGAAGCUGGUCUUGCUUAUGUCGAUGCUGCUAAUUGCUAUAAGAAGACAAAUUGUAAAGAGUCCAUAUCGUGUCUAGAGCAAGCUGUUAAUAUGUUUCUGGGGGUUGGACAGCUUCUGAUAUCUGCAGUAAAUUACAAGGAAAUUGCUAAAUUAUAUGAGGCUGAACAGAACUUCGACCAGGCCAUUGUUUACUAUGAAAGAGCAGCUGAUCUUUUCCAUAGCGAAGAAGCGACUAUUUCUUUGAAAGAGUGUAGGGGGGAAACUGCUGGACUGUUCAAUAAAGCUGCAAUUGCCUUCAAACUUGCCAAAUCAUGGGACCAAGCGGGAUCAGCGUACGUAAAGUUAGCAAACUUUUACGUAAAGAUGGAUAUGAAAUACGAAGCUGGUAGUGCUUAUGUUGAUGCUGCUAAUUGCUAUAAGAAGAUAAAUUGUAAAGAGUCCAUAUCUUGUCUAGAGCAAGCUGUUAAUAGGUUUCUGGGGGUUGGAUGGCUUCAUGAAUCUGCAGUAAAAUACCAGGAAAUUGCUAAACUAUAUGAGGCCGAACAGAACUUCGACCAGGCCAUUGUUUACUAUGAAAGAGCAGCUGAUCUUUUCCAUAGCGAAGAAAAUACAAGAUCUUUGAAAGAGUGCAGGGGGAAAAUUGCAGAAUUUGCUGCUCAACUUGAAGACUACCAGAAAUCAAUCGAGAUUUACGAAGAUAUGGCACGGCAGUUGAGCGAUAAUCAGAAGUAUGAAGCUAAAGAACUUCUUCUUCACGCUGGCAUUUGCCAACUCUGUAUGGGCAAAGGGGAUGUUUUUGCAAUUAACAAAGCAUUGGAUCGCUACCAGGAUCUGGAUCCAACUUUUUCUGGAACACGAGAGUACAAAUUGCUGGCGGACUUGGCUGAUGCAGUAGAUCAGAAAGAUCUCGCAAAGUUCACUGAUGCUGUAAAGGAAUUCGAUCGCACGAGAUUCAUGACCCAACCGGAUGCUUGGAGGACAACCCUUCUGUCGCGAGUGAAAGAAGCACUGAAUGCAAAAGAGCUAUGGGACAGCCAUCUAUCUUAAAACUCUAUUUGCAAACUUCAGCUUGUUAUCUCAUUUGCAUUUCUCUACUGACUCUGCUACUUAGUUUAUCCAAACUGUUUGUUUCGUGUGUGUACUAACUAAACUUGGUGUUAAUCUGAGCGAUAUGUGUAACUGUGAUCGAGUGGUGGUUUUCUUUACGUUAAAUGCGGAAGAUGUCGAAGGAAGUCCCCGUCCUAAAACCUGUUGGUUCUACUAGUUAUCUUGGAUCAAUGUUUUAAUCUGACGGUAUUUUUUUGUUAGGGAUAUCUGUGAGAUUUUAUGGUGUUUGGAGAAUCGCAGCCUAGCUCCUUGUUU
Molecule: messenger RNA, 1839 nt
Organism: Rhododendron vialii
Lineage: Eukaryota; Viridiplantae; Streptophyta; Magnoliopsida; Ericales; Ericaceae
Product: alpha-soluble NSF attachment protein-like
Exons: 13
Coding region: 10-1524 (504 amino acids)
Biological process (GO): SNARE complex disassembly; intracellular protein transport
Cellular component (GO): vacuolar membrane; SNARE complex
Molecular function (GO): soluble NSF attachment protein activity; syntaxin binding
Source: RefSeq, a predicted model, not a curated record